AUGAUCUAAUAGUCGCGUUUAAAUCAAUCAAAUUUCUAAGUACAUAAUCUUUAGCAGUCGAUAGCUGCUCAAUCGAAGAUUAGAGCUUUAAACCAAUCAUAAAUGAAUAAAUCUUUGAUGAUGAGUAGGUAGUCAUAGCUGAUACCUUUAAAAUAGUAUGUUAAAAAUGAUCCUAAUAAAGAUAAGAUACCAGAAGAGGAACUAGAUAGAAAACAUCCCUCAACAAGAGUUAAUCAUUUAGCCUGUCUUGUUGCUCUACUAAUGAUUGCAUUUGGAAUAGCUAUAGUUUGUUAUUCGUGUGGAGCUAGAUAUAUUACUUUAACAGUAUUUGGUUGUGUUAUGUUCCUUCUUUGUUUAGUAUCGUUUUAUAGAUAGUAUAUACAUCACCAUAGAUAACUAUUCUAUGGAAUUUCAGCUUUCUUCAUCUUCAUGACUGGUGUUACCUCAUUAGUAUUUAUAAGCUAAAUAGAAGAAUAGGUUUAUUGCAGCUCUUAAUGGUGUCAUAAGCAAGUAGAAACUCGAGAUUUCUUUUCUGACUACCUAAAUAAGAAAUACUCUUCUUCCCAGCUAAGUUAAUAGUGCAGUUAACUAAAUAAUUAAUACAGUAGUACUAUGCUAUAUGAAUAAAUAGGCCAAUUCUUAGUAUCAGAAAUGAAUAUCUAUUGCUAAAAUAAUACUGGAAGUUGUGAUGGAACAAGUAAUAUUACUUAACAUAUUUAUUGGCAUAAUCUAAGCCUGAUGCUAGGAAUGAUAAUUACAUUAGGUCUUCUAGAAAUAUUUUAUGCUUUGUGGCUUGUCUGGUGGCUUAAAUAUAGAAACCCAAGGGAUGAUAUUUAUGAAUAAAACAGUAUCUAAAAUUAAAAAGUAUAAAUGGUGGAUGGAAAUGGAUCAAUGAUUAUCAAUCAUCAUACAAUUUUAAAUUAAUAGGGGCUAUAAAAUAAUGCUCAAAACUAAUCUUUGCUAGAAACUAAGGUAUUAAAGAAACUGAAUGAGUAAUAAUAACAAAAGAGUCAAGUUCUUAACUAAAGCAUGGCCUUGCAAAGUCCUGUGAACAAUCAAUCAUUAAUUGAAACAAGAGUUUAAUAAAAGAUUAAUGAACACUAAUAUAACAACGUUAACAGUUCUCUUAAUUAGAGUAUUGUAAAUAGCACAAGAAAUCUUAAUAUGACUAAACCUUAAGACAAUCCAUUAUUAUAUGUAGGUAAAAAUGGUGGACAAUAAAAUGUAAAAAUUUAAAACAUUCAACCAUACUAACACUAAAGCAGUAUACAAGCAUAUUAAUAGUUAGAAUAUUCAUAGGAUGAACCUUAAAUUGUAAAAAAAACUACCUUAAAACCACUUACUAAUAAUCCUUUGAAAAACAUUAUUUAGAAUAAUUAAUAUUCUAAAGUAGAAUCAUCUUCACCUACAAAAUACUAAAAAUAAUCUUCUAUAAUACAAAAUAAUUAUGUUUAAAAAGCUGAAUCAUCUUCACCUGUAAGAUAAUAGUCUAACUAUUAAAACACUCCAUUAAACUUUACUUAAAAUAAUUCUAACUUGUAACGUUCAAUAAAUAAUGUAAAUGGUAGAACUCACUAAUUGAGUCAAUUAGUAGUUAAUAACAAUGGUAACACUACAGGUGGAGUUUUAAGCAAUGGUAUUGGCCCUCAAAGUAUAAUAAGGAAAGGAAAUAUUGGAAACCUUAGUGAUCUUAAACCAUUUACAUGA
Messenger RNA from Tetrahymena thermophila SB210, 1707 nucleotides. Its product is annotated as transmembrane protein, putative. The transcript has 4 exons. Lineage: Eukaryota; Ciliophora; Oligohymenophorea; Hymenostomatida; Tetrahymenidae. The record is from RefSeq and is a predicted model, not a curated record.